GCCUUCCGGAGGGGGGCGGAGCCGCGGGGCCCUGCACCCGCGCUGGCGCCUGCGGCCCCGCUCGCGGGCCCCUGAAGAUGGAGGAGGGCUGGCGAGGAGCUUGGUAUGUGCCAUGUCUAGCUUCACUUGAGACCCUCCAAGAGUUUUGUAGGAAGGAAAAUCUGAGAUGUAAAUCCAUUGGAAUCACCAACAGGAGUCUAAAGAGAUAUGAGGUGGAAUAUUUAUGUGACUACAAGGUAGAAGAGGGCACAGAAUACUAUCUUGUGAAAUGGAAAGGAUGGCCAGAAUCUUCAAAUACUUGGGAACCUCAGAAAAACUUGAAAUGCCCAUUGCUUCUUCAGAACUUCCUUAGGGACAAGAAUGAGUACUUGUCUCGAGUGAGAAAAGGCAAACCACUGAAAGUGAGAAACCACAUAAAGGCUUUGCAGCCAGCGGUUGCAGAUUACAUUGUGAAGAAGGCUAAGCAAAGAAUAGCUCUGCAGAGGUGGAAAGAAGAACUCAACAGGAAAAAGAAUCAUAAAGCCAUGAUUCUGGUAGAAAACACAGUGGAUCUUGAAGGCCCUCCUUUAGACUUCUACUACAUUAAUGAGUAUAAACCUGCUCCAGGAAUAAAUGUAAUAAAUGGAAUAACAACUGGCUGUGAGUGCACUGACUGCCCUGCUGAGAAGUGCUGCCCAAAGGAGGCUGGAUUUAUUUUGGCUUACAACAAGCGAAAGAAGUUGAAAAUCCAGCCUGGCUUGCCCAUCUAUGAAUGCAAUUCAUUUUGUAGGUGUGGGCCUGACUGCCCUAAUAGGAUAGUACAGAAAGGUACACCGUAUUCACUCUGUAUCUUCAGAACUAACAAUGGCCGUGGUUGGGGAGUGAAAACCCUCCAGGAAAUUAAAACCAACAGUUUUGUGAUGGAGUAUGUUGGAGAGGUGAUUACAAGCGAGGAAGCAGAGCGACGAGGCCAGCUCUAUGAUAACCAGGGAAAUACAUACUUGUUUGAUUUGGACUAUGACUCAGAUGAAUUUACAGUAGAUGCAGCUCGAUACGGAAAUGUGUCCCACUUUGUGAAUCACAGUUGUGAUCCAAAUCUUCAAGUCUUCAAUGUGUUCAUUGAUAACCUGGACUUGCGUCUUCCUCGAAUAGCGCUGUUCUCUACACGAACUAUCAAGGCUGGAGAAGAGCUAACCUUUGAUUAUCAGAUGAAAGGUUCAAUAGAUCUGACUUCAGACUCUGCUGAUGGACUUAGCCCAUCCAAAAAGAGGAUCAGAACUGUCUGUAAAUGUGGAGCCUUGUGCUGCAGAGGUUACCUCAACUGAGCUUGGAUAUCCAAAGUCACAAAUACUUUAUUCUCUUUGAAAAGUGUUCUACAAAGACUGUCCUUUCACACACGUGUCAAGUAUUCUUACAUCUACUGUAAAUAAGUACCGUGAAACCAAGGCAAUUACAGUUGUAAUUGAAAUGGCAUUGGCCAAAGAAAGAGUUAUAGUGAUUCAGGCAAAUACAGAACUAGUAACAGGGAUUAAAACCUGAUUUUUCUAGAUCUGUGAUUUAGGAAGCAGUAAAAUGUUUGUGAAGAAAACUUUUUAAAAUGUACCUGGUUGAAAUACUUGAGUGUGAGCUUGCAGCUGUCGGCCUGGAAUAAGAUGAUUUUAUGUAUUUUCUAUACCUUGGAAAGUUUGAAGGUAUUUGAUAUGAAUUCUAAAUAAUAAUUGGCAGUUCUUGUGGGUUUUUGUGUCUAAAGAAAAGCUCCAAGAGAUUAGCAAUAAUAUUUACAGCACUUGGGUGAACGGUUGAGGACAGCUAUUGGACAGUGUCUAAAUGAAGGUUCAUAGGAACAUAAGCUGUAACAUGUCCAUUGAAUUCCAUGCAAGUAACGUGGUUGGUUUUAGCAGAUUCCAGAUGUAAGAUCAAAGUCUUGAAUGUUUUUUUGGUUGAUGUUUUGUUAAUUAGCAAUUUCACAGUUUUUUGACUUGUGUUGUUCUGAGUUAAGAUGCUGCAGGAGAUUUGCAGUUCCACGGAGAAGUUGUACGUCCCGGGUGACCCAUAGUCACAUAUGCUGUUUGUUUUCAUUGCAGACAUUUGGCAGUCAUUGCUGAAACAAAGUGCUGGCUACAGUUUGGAAAUGGAUAAAAGAAACAGAGCAGGCCGUGGUCUAACAGAGCUGAUGCGUUAGGGAGACACGCUCAGUUAUCUGUUAGGUGCAGAAAUACCCUAGGAAUUGUGUUCACAGCUGAGUUUAAGUUUUUACAUACUGUGACAUUUUUGUCUAGUGACAGGCUUUUGAGAUACUUGCAGAAAUGUUAACUUCAGUGAAGUUAGGCUAGGGGAUGUUACCCAUUUGCUGUAGACAUUUGUAAGAUGUUCUUGAAUGUAAAAGCUGAGAAAUGUACUAUUCUUCAGCUGCUUGAGUUGUCGUCUUUUCUUCUUUUUCCCUGAUCACCUUAGAGUUUUCUUGAUCUGUUCACAAUAUGUGCUGAGUUUUGCUUGGCUUCGAAACACUGAAGACCAGUUGAGGUAGGUUAUGAGGGGAGUAACAGCCAAAGGAUGAUCCAACUGCUUUAUUCUUGUGGAGUAAAAGCUUGUAAAGUCAUAGAAUGCACUGGGUUGGAAGGGACCUCUAGAUGUCAUCCAGUCCAAGUCCCCUACAGUGAGCAGGGACAUCCCCAACUAGAUUGGGUUGCUCAGAGCUCUCAUAAAGCCUAACCUUGAAUAUGUCCAGGAAUGGGGCAACCACCCACUUCCCUGGGCAACCUGUUCCAGUGUUCCACCAUCCUUAUUGUAAAGAACUUCUUCCUAAUGUCCAAUCUAAAUCUACUGUUCUUUAGUUUAAAAAAAACGUUGCAUUUUGCUUACAAAUCAUACAUAUAUUGAUGGGGUCAGGCAGAACAAUGUUGCUGCACAAAUGGAUGCUAGCUAUGUAUCAUAGGCUAGUUACCUUUAUAAGGUGCACAGCUGCUGGCUCAGGUGAAUGAAGUCAAGUACCCAGCAGAUAACAGUUUACUUCAUUUGUUAGAAAAUGCCUUAAAUUUCAUGUUGGUUACUAGCACUCCAAAAAGAGUGUCUCAAGGGAUAAAUCAGGUUGGUUGUUCAUUAAGAAGCACAGUGGCAUUUGCACUGAAGAUCUGGCUGUAUGUCAGGAAGUGAAAUUUUAAUGCUACUAGCCAAAAUUAGUCUCAUGGUUGUGGUGAAGAGAGGGGGGCAUUGAAGUACUGUGUAAGUUUCAUGAUCUACAGUACAAAGAGAUACACCUUGAAAUAGCCACUUACAGUUUAAUGACUAGGAGAGUGUUGGCUUUAAGUGUUUGAUAUUACUAGGCUCACCACUAUCCACACUUGGAUAAAUGCUGAAUCUAGUCAGUUUUUAUUAUGCCACAGCUCUAACAAAAUUUUAUUUUUUAUAUAUAUAUCUAUAAAUUUGAAGUGGAAUGUGGAGUUUUAAUAUUGGCAAACUCCGGACGAUCUUGUACCAUUUGGAGUCAUUAGUGCUCUCUCUUGCCUGUGGCCUGAUGCAGCAAUGCAUUCCACGUUGAUGGAAUCCGCAGUCUCCAGCUCCUCGGUCUGCUGCUUGCUCUGUCAGGGUGGCUGUGGCAAGAGAAAUGGAUUCUGUACCAAAUGUGUUUCUCUGGUCUCUCCCCUGCAGGAUGGCAUAGGGCUGGUUUGACACUUUGUUUACCUGUGCUGUGCCUGUUCCCAUUUGAUUUUAAAACUGCAAGUAAAUACAUUUUAAAAGGUAAAAAUUCUAGGGGUUGUACUUGAGUUCAGUGUCUGCCUUUUUUCCAGUGCAGUUUACCAGCAGCACUGGAAUAACACUGCUGUUGGUUAAGGGUGUUAACCUCUUGUAUGGUAAAUAAAGGACCCUUCUUCAUGUGCUAGGAGGUAAUGGCAUUUGGUAUUUAAUGGAGGUAAACCCAUCUCUCCAGGCUCCAAUGUCAAGCCUUGAACAGUAUUUAUCCUAUUUGCAUAUUCACAGUGCAUUUGGAUUGCAGCAAGUGAAUAAGCCUAAUGGGACAUCGUCAUUUUUAAAACUCCUUUUGCUCUUGUUACGAGUUUGGAGAAAACUGCAAAAUCAGAAAAGGAGAAAAGCUGUUUGCAGUUUUCUUAAGGAGCCUAAACCAGCCUCGCUUCUGCCUUUGUUUUGCUUCGUGGUCUGUUAGCAUCACCAUGGCCACCAGUUGAGUGGUGUAUAUGCACUUAGAGACUGGUAACCUGUGAUCUAUGCUCUAGCUGGUCUUUCUUUUGUUGGAUUUAAUUUCUCCUUUUUUUUUUUCUUUUUGUAGCAAAACUAAAGCUGCAAGAUCACCUGUAAGGAAAGCUAUUUAUCUCAAAGUUAAGUCAAUAUUUUGGUUAUUUUUAAUGUAUGUUUUAGGACUGUGUACGUUAGAAGAUGCAGUUUGUAAGCUCAGGAACACUUUCUUUUCAUAAUGUGUGAUCUGUAGUAUUGCUAUCUUCCUAUAGAUUUUGAUAAAAUAAAUUAAAUUUAG
Messenger RNA from Dryobates pubescens (Downy woodpecker), 4468 nucleotides. RefSeq names its product SUV39H2 histone lysine methyltransferase (gene SUV39H2). The transcript has 6 exons. Gene Ontology annotation, cellular component: nucleus. NCBI's taxonomy places the organism in Eukaryota, Metazoa, Chordata, Aves, Piciformes, Picidae. Gene Ontology annotation, molecular function: zinc ion binding; histone H3K9 methyltransferase activity; protein binding. The coding region runs from base 78 to 1304 and encodes 408 amino acids. The record is from RefSeq and is a predicted model, not a curated record.